Molecule: messenger RNA, 2775 nt
Organism: Cynara cardunculus var. scolymus (artichoke)
Lineage: Eukaryota; Viridiplantae; Streptophyta; Magnoliopsida; Asterales; Asteraceae
Product: alpha-amylase 3, chloroplastic-like
Exons: 12
Coding region: 1-2730 (909 amino acids)
Biological process (GO): carbohydrate metabolic process
Molecular function (GO): calcium ion binding; alpha-amylase activity
Source: RefSeq, a predicted model, not a curated record
AUGGCGACGGUCCCUCUUCAGGCUAUUCUCCACCGUCAUUAUCGUCGGAAAACACCUAAGUUUCUAAUGGAAUCUGAAAAACAUAAACGAGCUUCUUUGUAUUACACCUGGAAGAGAAGGAAUUGUUUGAUCGCAAAUGGCGCCAAACUCUGCAACUUCAGGCCUGCUAAUUCUAGGGUUCUGAAUAUCACCGUUAGAGCGUCAUCUAAUAGCUCCGCCACUACAUGCGACUCCGCUGACGUCAUAUUCCACAAAACAUUUUCAUUGCAACGUACCGAAAAGGUAGAAGGAAAGAUAUUAGUCAGAUUAGAUUGUGGUAAGGAUGAAGAGAAUUUCCAGCUUGUUGUAGCAUGCAAUCUUCCAGGGAAAUGGGUCCUUCACUGGGGAAUUAAUUAUGUUAACGACAUUGGCAGUGAUUGGGAUCAGCCUCCUGUUGAGAUGAUACCUCUGGGCUCUGUUCCCAUUAAGGACUACGCAAUAGAUACCCCUUUGAAAAAAUUGACAGAUACUGAAGCAGGCUUCAUAUAUGAAGUGAAGAUCGAUUUCAACACUAAAAGUUCAAUUGCAGCUAUAAAUUUUGUGUUAAGGGAUGAAGAAACUGGAUCUUGCUAUCAGCUCAAAGGGAGAGAUUUUAAGGUGCCACUUACAAAUUUAUCUGAUGAUGAUGGCAAUAAUAUAGGAACUAAACAGGAAUUUUCCAUAUGGCCAGGGACUUUGGGACAGCUAUCUAACAUGUUGCUGAAAUCAAAUGGUGCUUCUGAGGAUGGAAAUAGAGAUAGCAACUCAAAAGAAUCUGCUCAGAAGAAGAGGGAUCUUCGGAGUUUCUACGAGGAACAUGACAUUGUAAAACAAACUUUGGUUGACAACUCCAUUAGUGUUUGCAUAAAGAGAUGUCCUGAGGCGGCUAAUAAUCUUCUACAUAUAGAGACAGAUAUUCCUGGUGAUGUUGUUGUUCAUUGGGGGGUCUGUAAGGAUGCGAGUAAAAAGUGGGAAAUUCCAACGGGAUCAUACCCAGCUAAAACAUCAGCAUAUAAGACUAAGGCUUUGCAGACUCAGUUGCAGCAAAAAGAAGGUGGAUGUGGCUGCUCUGGAUUAUUUCCACUUGAUGAAGGAAUUGAAGGAUUUCUUUUUGUGCUGAAAACAAACAAUAACACAUGGCUAAAUUUUAUGGGGGAUGAUUUUUACAUACCCAUGCCAAACGAAAGAAGCUUUGAGAAACUAGAACAUUUGGGAGAGGAGAACAUGCCCAAAAGUGCGAAAAUAGAUUCUUCACUAGAAUCAGGGGAGCAUGUAGAAGUAAGUCAAGAAGUUUCUGCAAGUACAGAUGAAAUCAUCAAUGAAAUAAGACACCUGGUAACUGGCAUUUCCUCAGAAAAGAGCCGAAAAACAAAAAGCAUAGAAACACAAGAAAGCAUUCUUCGUGAGAUCGAAAAGUUAGCUGCCGAAGCCUACAGUAUUUUUAGAAGUUCUAUUCCAUCUUUUACAGAGAAAACUGUAUCAGAAUCCAAGGAAGCAGAACUCCCUUUAAAAAUAAGUUCAGGAACGGGUUCAGGUUUCGAAAUUUUAUGUCAGGGAUUCAAUUGGGAGUCCCACAAAUCUAGAAGAUGGUAUAUGGAACUACAUGAUAAAGUUGCUGAGUUGUCAUCACUUGGCUUUACCAUUGUUUGGUUACCCCCACCUACUGAAUCUAUCUCCCCUGAAGGCUACAUGCCAAAGGAUCUAUAUAAUUUGAACUCCAGGUAUGGACAUGUUGAUGAGUUGAAAGCUCUUGUCAAUAAAUUCCAUGAAGUUGGUAUCAGAGUUCUAGGGGAUGCGGUCAUAAACCAUCGUUGUGCACAUCAUCAGAAUCAAAAUGGUGUUUGGAAUAUUUUUGGCGGUCGUUUGGGUUGGGAUGAUCGCGCAGUUGUUGGUGAUGAUCCCCAUUUUCAGGGUCGAGGCAAUAAGAGUAGUGGAGAUAAUUUCCAUGCUGCUCCAAAUAUUGAUCAUUCUCAAGACUUUGUGAGGAAAGAUCUUAAGGAAUGGCUAUGUUGGCUAAGGAAGGAAAUCGGAUAUGAUGGAUGGAGGCUUGAUUUUGUGAGAGGAUUUUGGGGUGGUUAUGUAAAAGACUACAUGGAAGCAAGUGAGCCUUACUUUGCGGUUGGCGAGUAUUGGGAUUCUCUAAAUUACACAUAUGGUGAAAUGGAUCACAAUCAAGAUACCCAUCGACAGAGAAUUAUCGACUGGAUUAAUGCCACUAACGGAACCGCUGGGGCUUUCGAUGUCACAACAAAAGGAAUUCUUCAUUCCGCACUUGAAAGAUGUGAAUAUUGGAGAUUAUCAGAUUCGAAGGGGAAACCUCCAGGCGUUGUCGGGUGGUGGCCGUCUCGUGCGGUUACCUUCAUAGAAAACCAUGAUACGGGUUCGACCCAGGGUCAUUGGAGAUUUCCUGGUGGAAAGGAGAUGCAAGGAUAUGCUUACAUACUAACUCACCCUGGAACACCAUCGGUCUUCUAUGAUCAUAUUUUUUCGGACUACAAAUCCCGAAUAUCUGCACUCAUCUCCAUCAGGAACCGCAACAAGAUCCAUUGUCGUAGCACCGUUGAAAUCAUCAAGGCGGAACGUGAUGUUUAUGCUGCAAUUGUUGAUGAAAAGUUGGCGAUGAAGAUUGGACCAGGUGACUAUGAACUCCAAUCGUCGAAAUGGUGUUUGGCUGCUGAGGGCAACGACUACAAGGUCUGGGAAGCAUUAUGACCACGGGUUUGUAAUAAUGCUAUUUGAGUGAAGUCGUUCCGACCC